AUGACUUCAAAUUGCUUCUCAUUUAGUGGAUCAAUACCAAAAUGUCCAUAUACUUUUAAUAGUCUACUAAGAGGUCACUCUUCAUGGCGGAAUUUCGGUAUUUUUGGAACGUGGGAUCGGUCUGGUCAUUUUGAUCUGUUUCCUUACCUUG
Molecule: messenger RNA, 151 nt
Organism: Trichobilharzia regenti
Lineage: Eukaryota; Metazoa; Platyhelminthes; Trematoda; Strigeidida; Schistosomatidae
Source: the annotation of a GenBank genome assembly